AUUGUAUUACAUUAUAUUAUUAUCAAUAUUAUAUGUAUAUACAAUAUAUUAUAUGUAUAGGCAAUGACAUAUAUGCACACAUACAUGCAUACAUACAUGUACUCAAAGCCCUGGCAUGAUGCCCCAAAGCCAUGCCAUCCAAAGGCAAAUAUCUGAAUGAGGCAGCAACAGUUCAUUCUCCUCGCCUCGCUUCCUGAUUGGUCGGCAGCGCCAGCGGCCCUGGCCAAUGGGGAGCCGGUUCCUGUGUGCGCUCGGAUUGUUUUCCGGGUGAGGAACAAGGCGUGCAAAAAGGGUUCCGGGGGGGAGUGUUUGGUGCUUUUCCUUCCUCCCUCCUCCGAGGAGACCGGCUCCCAGUCCAGCGACGAGGGAAGCGGGAGAGGGCCUGGACCAUGGCGGCCGACUCGGACGUGCUCCACUUCCGUUUCGAGCAUCAGGGCGAGGCGGUGCUGCGGAAGAUGGACCUCCUGCGGCAGCAGAACCUCUUCUGCGACGUCUCCAUCUACAUCAACGACACGGAGUUCCCCGGGCACAAGGUGAUCUUUGCGGCCUGCUCCACCUUCAUGCGCGACCAGUUCCUGCUCAGCCAGUCGCAGCAGGUGCGCAUCACCAUCCUGCAGAGCGCCGAGGUCGGGCGCAAGCUGCUGCUCUCCUGCUACACGGGCGCGCUGGAGGUCAAGCGCAAGGAGCUGCUCAAGUACCUGACGGCCGCCAGCUACCUGCAGAUGGUCCACAUCGUGGAGAAGUGCUCCGAGGCGCUCUCCAAGUACCUGGAGAUGGACGCCGGCCUGGACGGUGACCGGUGCCACUCUUCGGACAUGGACGGAACCGCGGACGGAGACUGCGAGGUCAUCGAGAUCCCCGAAGACAGCCCCGUCCACGUCAAGCGGGAAAAAGGCCCGGAGAUCCCGCCCGUCGAGGACGAGGAGGAGAUCUGCGUCUUCCAAAUGGGACCCGACGUGGACGACGACGACGACAACAGCGAGCGCUUUGCGCAGCCGUCCACCUCCUCGGAAGCGAGUCUCUAUUUCCCGGAGACGCAGCACUCGCUGAUCAACUCGACGGUGGAGAGCCGGAUGUCGGCGCCCUUCCCGGGCUUCGGGGCGGAGGCCCCCGUGGCGGGAGCGGGGCCCCCGGGGGAGGCGGGCCCCUCGGCGUGGCGGCACCAGUGCCCCAAGUGCCCGCGCGGGUUCCUCCACCUGGAGAACUACCUGCGGCACCUGAAGAUGCACAAGCUGUUCCUGUGCCUGCAGUGCGGGAAGACCUUCACGCAGAAGAAGAACCUCAACCGGCACAUCCGGGGCCACAUGGGCAUCCGGCCCUUCCAGUGCGCGGUCUGCCUCAAGACCUUCACGGCCAAGAGCACCCUCCAGGACCACCUCAACAUCCACAGCGGGGACCGGCCCUACAAGUGCCACCUCUGCGACAUGGACUUCAAGCACAAGUCCGCCCUCAAGAAGCACCUCACCUCCGUCCACGCCAAGGCACCCCCCGGCAUGGGCGGCAUGGGGGGCCUUGGUGGCAUCGGCAUGGGCGGCAGCAUUGGCGGCGUCACCCAGGUCCGGAUAGACUACGACUAGCAGGCCCUUCCUUUGCACCCUUCCCUGCGAGAUCCUCGUCAAUACGAGUCCCACGAACUGUAUCCAAGAGGGGUGUCCACACUGUAUAUUCAUCCCCUUUUCAUCCCGCUUUAAGCAGCACGACUCCCUCCAAUAGGAAUUAUCGUUUGAUGGAAUAUUUGCAAUUUUCUGCUUUAAUGGACCGACAUAUACAUUAGUAACACCAAGGCAGAGGGUGCUGUGUUUUGUAUCGUUGGCUAGAUUUGUUUACACAUACAUAUAUAUACAUAUACAUACACAUAUACACACAGAUAUACAGACAGACAGAUAGACAUACAUACAUAGGCAUACAUAAACAUUAUAUAAAUAUAUUUACAAACACACAGAUAUACAUACAGACAGAUAGACAUACAUACACACACAUAUAGACAUACAUACAUAAACAUACGUAAACAUUAUAUAAAUAUAUUUACAUGCACACAGAUAUACAUACAGACAGAUAUACAUACAUACACAUAGACAUACAUACAUAGGCAUACAUAAACAUUAUAUAAAUAUAUUUACACAUACAUACACAUAUAGACAUACAGACAGAUAGACAUACAUACAUAGACAUACAUAAACAUUAUAUAAAUAUAUUUACACAUAAAUAUAUAUACAUACACAUAUACACACAGAUAUACAGACAGAUAUACAUACAUACACAUAUAGACAUACAUACAUAGACAUACAUAAACAUAAAUAUAUUUACACAUACACAAAUAUACAUAUACAUACACAUAUAGUAAGUAAGUAAAAGAUUUUUUGUAUACCACCUUCUCUUCCAAGAGGGACUCAGGGCAGUUUCCCAUACAAAAUCAGCAUAAAAACAUUGUACAAUAAAACACUGAAACACUAUAAAGCGCUAUAAGAGUACAAAAAAAAGCAUAACAAUUGGCUAAAAUAAUCACAUAAACAGAAACAAUAUAGUCACUCAAAAAUAUAUGAAUCACAGAGAGAAAAAAAUCCACUAGGAUGGAGAUAGGAUAGGAUAUACACACAGAUAUACAUAUAGACAGAUAUACAUACAUACAUACUCAUAUAGACAUACAUAGACAUACAUAAACAUAUAAAUAUAUUUACACAUACAUAUCUAUACAUACACAUACACAGAUAUACAUACACAAAUACAUAUACAUACACAUAUACACAGACAUACAUACAGACAUACAUAAAGAUUAUAUAAAUAUAUUUACACAUACAUACACAUAUAGACAUACAUACAUAGAAACAAAUAAACAUAUAAAUAUAUUUACACAUACAUAUCUAUACAUACACAGAUAUACAUACACAAAUACAUAUACAUACACAUAUACACACAGACAUACAUAUACAGAUAUACAUACAUACAUACUCAUAUAGACAUACAUACAUAGACAUACAUAAACAUAUAUAUUUACACAUAUACAUAUAUUUACAUACACAGAUACGCAUACACAUAUACACAGAUAUGCAUGCAGCCCGGAAAACUCACAGCAACCCAGCGUUAUGGCCACGGAAGCCUUCGACAACACAUAGACUGGGUCUUGGCUCGCUGCUUUAGAAUGCUGGGAUUUGUAGUUUCCCGGGGCACCACUGAAACGGACCUCGCGAAACUACAGCUCCCAUGAUCCCCAAGAGUGUACAUGGAUCCCACAUCGUGUUGUGACGUUUUGCCGCGAAUUUUUGUUCCAAAAUGUGCUGUGUCUUCCCCAAGAAUAUUUAUAUAUAAGUGAUAUAUAUGUGCCUGCGCUUUCUGUAUAUGGGUCCUAGAGUGGGAUGGCCAUCUGUCGGGAGGGCUUGGAUUGUGCCUUCCUUCCUGGAAGAAGAAAUGGGUCAAACUAGAUGUCCCCUUGGGGUCCCUUUGAACUCUAGGAUGCUAUGGUUCUAUAUUAUUAUUAUUAUUAUUAAUUUGAGCAGAGUCUGGAUGUGCGUCUGUCGGGAGGGCUUAGAUUGUGUCUUCGUGGGUUGAACCGGGUGGCCUCUUGGGGUCCCUGCUGUUUUGUUUUGCCUGGUUUCUUGCUCGUGACAAUAAAUUUCGCCCACCUUUAAUGGCUUA
Molecule: messenger RNA, 3633 nt
Organism: Anolis carolinensis (green anole)
Lineage: Eukaryota; Metazoa; Chordata; Lepidosauria; Squamata; Anolidae
Gene: zbtb6
Product: zinc finger and BTB domain containing 6
Exons: 2
Coding region: 390-1577 (395 amino acids)
Biological process (GO): regulation of transcription by RNA polymerase II
Molecular function (GO): protein binding; RNA polymerase II cis-regulatory region sequence-specific DNA binding; DNA-binding transcription factor activity, RNA polymerase II-specific
Source: RefSeq, a predicted model, not a curated record